AUGACUAAAGAACAACAAGUCUGGGCCCACGAAGAAGGCACUCCGCCUCACAGUCUAGCGGACUAUGGUAUCAAGGAGAAGGCGUCUGGGUCGGCCCUUGUCAAGCCUGCCUUCGAGGGCCACCAAGUCGAACUGGAACGCAACUUUUCUAUGCUGUCGGCACUAGGUCUCGCGUUUGCGCUCCUAAACUCGUGGACUGCGAUGUCCGCCUCCCUCUCAGUCGUUCUUCCUAGCGGUGGCUCAGUGUCUAUGCUCUGGGGCCUUUUGACCAGUGCUUUCGGUGCCAUGGUUAUGGCGUUAUCACUGGCCGAGAUUACCCACAACCUGCCAAUGUCCGGAGGCCAAUAUGAUUGGACAUAUAUCAUGGCUCCCGCUGGCUACAAGAAUGGUCUCUCAUUCUUCACUGGCUGGAUGGCAAAUGCCGGUUGGAUUGCGCUGGUGGCGACGGCGUCCUCGCUUGGCGCCAACUUUGUCUAUGGCGUGGCUUACCUCUGGAAAGAGUUUGAGCCAGCGCCGUACCAAAACUUCCUGCUCUACUUGGCCUUCACCCUCUGGGCGACCCUCCUUAACGUCUUUGGCAUCCAUCUCCUCCCAAUCGUGGACUCUACGGCCGGUCUGUGGUCUCUGGUCGGCAUUGUUGUUGUUAUUAUCACUCUCCUUGCCUGCUCUAGCGGUCACUACCAGCCUGCCAAGGACGUGUUUGCCCGAUGGACCAACACAACUGGCUGGCCGGACGGGAUGGCAUUCAUUCUUGGUUUGCUCCAAAGCACGUUUGGCCUCACAGGCUUCGAUGCUGUCACGCACAUGAUUGAAGAGAUGCCUCGGCCGUCCAAGAAUGCGCCAAAAGUGAUGGUCAUUGCGGUCAUUCUCGGCUCCACCACUUCGUUCGUCUUCAUGGUAGUCAUUCUUUUCUGCCUCAGGGACUGGGACGAGGUCCUCACGUCGACCACUGGUCCCCUCCUCCAGGUCUACUACCAAGCGACAAACUCCAAGAUUGGUGGCACGUGCCUCAUCGUCUUCAACAUUGGCUCAAUGCUGUUCGCCGCGCAGGGGCUUACCACCGUCGCUUCGCGCAUGCUCCUCUCGUUUGUGCGUGAUCGCGGUCUCGGCAAACUUUCGCGUCCCCUCGAGCCGGUUCACCCAAAACUCAAGGUUCCCGUCUGGUGUAUCCUAUUUGUUUCAGGCUGGGUUGGCUGCUUCGGUCUCAUCGAACUCGGGUCGAGCGUUGCCCUCAACGCCAUCCUGUCGGCGUCGCUUGUCUUCCUUCAGAUAUCCUACUUUGUCCCGAUCUUUCUACUCCUCAUUCGCGGUGACCGAGCGUUCAACAACUACAACAAUGACGCCGUUUGGUCGUUGGGCAAGUGGCGUCGUCCCAUCAACGCAAUGGCCUUGAUCUUCAUCACCGUCACUACCGUGGUGUUCCUCUUCCCGCCUUUCAUCCCCGUUACCAGCGCGUCACAGAUGAACUUUGUCGUCGUUGUCUUUGGUAUCGUCAUGGUCAUGUGUCUGGCCACAUGGCUCAUCGACGGUCGCAAACACUUCAAUGGUCCUAGUGACCUCAACAUGCGUCUCGCGAUGGGCAAAGAGGCCUAG
Apiotrichum porosum is the source of this 1593-nucleotide messenger RNA. RefSeq lists its product as uncharacterized. The transcript has 6 exons. Gene Ontology annotation, molecular function: transmembrane transporter activity. Bases 1 to 1593 code for a protein of 530 amino acids. Gene Ontology annotation, cellular component: membrane. Lineage: Eukaryota; Fungi; Basidiomycota; Tremellomycetes; Trichosporonales; Trichosporonaceae. Gene Ontology annotation, biological process: transmembrane transport. The record is from RefSeq and is a predicted model, not a curated record.